AUUUGUUAUAGUAAAUGCCUUGUCGUAACUUUAGAAAAACAAACAUAUAUUGUAAUAUUUCUUUACAACGAAAAAACUAUUUUUGCCAAUAAAUUCAUAUUUCGUUUAAAAAUUUAUUUUUUUUUAAUAAAAAAUAUUUAAUACAACCCAAACACCUUAUGUGUUAACACGUGUUUACAUUUCCUCAUCAUUCCUCAAUAAAGUAAUAACUAGUGAUCACCGAGAACGCCGAAACAUCCCAUAGUUUGAAACAAAUGACGCUUAACGUUUGGAUGACGGAAGGUUUCAUCAAAUGACAUUCCCGUUUAUGACAUUUACUGACAUUUGUGACGAAGGGCUUUCCUUCCUUAGUGUCAGCGGCGCUAGGUCAGGCGUAAGCCUGAGGGCAGAGUUUUCCCCGUACCACAAAGCUCGCAACAUAAACAUCGAUAACUAUCGACGUCUCAGGACUCUACAUACGAUCUCUAACAAGCAUAUAUGCAGAAAAAGACAACUAGGACGGCUCAAUCUCCCCUACAGACACUUACUAAAACAUUCUGGCAGCGUUCACCCUAAGAUCGUCAACUGCUUUUUAAAUGGUCAAAGCAAAUGGGCGGGAUUCCUUUACGGGCUACAACCCACCGCGGAAAAGUGCCGCGCAAUUGGCAGUGCUUGUUAAGACUGCAUAACUGUUGACGUAUUUACAUACAGUAUGUCAAGAAACUGUUUUCACAUUGUGAAAUAUUCAACUUAUUACACAGGUUGUAAACAGUUUCUUGGCAUACUGUACGUAGGGCCACGUAACCCUGUCUAGCUCCAAGGGAUCAGAAGGGACGUGCAACUAUACGUGGAUGUGUGUUGUUUCCCCUGUCAGGCUAACCAGCUUUUCGUGACCCAAAGUUGAACUAAGUCUAAUUGAAUAAUAUAUCCUAGCUUCCGCUCUUGGCGGCCUUCGUAAACAAUCGUGUCGGUCGAUGCCCUUAGACCGUCCACGGAUUCUACGGGAGUCAUGAUCCCGUAGGAACCGAUCGGCAAUUCGAAGGUUUGGAACUAAUUCACCGGCGGCAUCGCAUUCGCCUCGGGGGAGAUAGUGACUCCCUAGUGUAGUGGACAAAAAAAUUAUGAAAUCUCGCGUUCGCAAAAACAAGAACUCGGCAUGACAGUAGGCGUCAAAAAGAACCGCGUGGUGCGGGAGACCGGUAUCAAGGAACAGCCCCGGUCGCGAUUCCUGCAUUCCAGAUCCUGGAAUCCACCGUUGCGAUCCUUUUCCCUGGUAAGAGCAGAGAAUCCGAAGGAGAUCUCGGAUGUGGAACUGUCAGACGAGGAGCCGGCGGAGAAGCCACCAGAAGCAAACGAGGUAGUCACCCUUUCAUCCGUGAGCGCAGAGGGGGAGAGAGACGGUCAUCCCGGUGAUGUCGUCAGAGGGGGAAGAGGUCGUACGAGUGGCGAGGGCCAGGAUGGCCAACUGCAGCGUGCGGCAAGCGACGCAAGAACGGGCUGGGGAAUGAGAGGCAACAAACCGGAGGUGGAACAGGCGAACGUUGAGCAGACAGGUGCGCUCCAUCGAGAUGGGUGGCCGCAGUGGCAGUGGCAGAAGGACGUCGCUGAACGAACAGUGGAGGGAGGGGCCGGAGGAGGAGUGGCCGACCCGAGUGGUCGAGGAGGCCGAGAACCAGAGAGCUGUACCAAGUUGCUAUUCAUCGACGGCCAACGGUACCGCCUCAAGAUGCGGCGGGCGCAGCGGCAAGGGUCCUAAGGGCCGAAUAAAAGUGAAAACUGAAUUAAUAGGUGUAAUUGAGAACGCGAGGGGUUGUGAGACGCGCGGACCAGGCACGCGGGCCGACAAGCUAAAUUUUUUGAAAAGUGGUCUGCUAACUGACUAAUUGCAGUGCCAACUAUCUUCACCAGACGUCGGCAUUGUCCCACAAAUAACCACUUGGUGAAUUCCCACACCCGAAGAAUAGUGGCAUGCUCAUCUAUGAAAAAUUUGUAUGCAUAAUUAACAAAAAGACUGCAUAAAGAGCAAGAAAACGAAAUGUUCUUGUUAGAUGGCUGCAAAAGCAUGAGAAAUAAUAACAGCAAUGAGGUGGACAAAGUGGAAAAAGUAUCAAUUAAGAAGUCUGAGUGGCAAACGCAAAAGUCCAGAAGUCUUUCCAGUUAAAAGGAGUCUCCCUUCCGCGGCAUCAGAAUCUGAAAGAGCGCACAAACAUGUUCAUGUCAAGUUCGAUCAAAAGCAAGCUUCUACUGAGUGUAAAAAAACCAAAUACGUUCCUACUACCUGUAGAAACUGUGGAGAGGCGCACACUGCGUCGUCCAUAUCAAGGCUGUCGAGUUUUCAUUGACCCCAAAAAGAGGGCUGGCCCAAAGCCAAGACUGAAGCCAAUGAAUACCUCGGCGAGUAUUCCAGCCACAAAAUGCAUCAUAUACGUUUGGUAAUAACGCUUUACAUUCAUGCUGACGUAGCACCAUAAGCCACACAACUUUAGCUACACGUUAAAUUAGGACCGUGAGCUUUCUCUUCUGUUUCUCUCUUUCGUUCCUUUCGUUUUGUAGAAAGCGGGCUGCAAUGUCACGCCAGCUGAUCUCGCAGUCAGCUGAGAACCAGUCAGCUGAUCGUAGCAUACUCUCCUGUCCUCCUGCCAAGGAUUCUCGUCAGCAACUUAUGGAAUCCCAGUGAAAUAGGUACCAACAAGCUAGGGCUAGAAAAUAAGGGUGUCAAAGGGAAGGAAGGAAUCCAACAUGGACUACUCCAUAGACGCCAACUUCUCCGCUUUAGAAUGCCGCAGGUAACUGGUGUCGUUCUCCCCAGAAACAGGCAGAAGUAUUCGCCGAGCAUCUUGCCCAGAGGUUCAUGGCAUUCAACACUGCGUCACAGGUAGAUUCCAAUAAGUUCGAUGAAGUACUAGCUCGCCCUCUGCACAUUUCUCCGCCAAUCCGCCCCAUCCGACUUAAGGAAGCCAGAAGUCACUUAUUUCACUGAUAUUGAUCUUCAAUGCAAUAUUAAGGGUGCCAGGAACUCUAUUAUCCACAAGCCAGGUAAUCCGGAGUACGACCCAAGUUCUUAGCGGGCGAUUAGUCUUCUGCCUUCGAUAUCAAAGGUUUUUGAAAGACUGCUCAUAGAUGGACUUGUCAAGUAUAUGGAUGCCAACAAAAUUAUUCCGGACCACCAAUUUGGAUUCCGAUUUGGCCAG
Drosophila simulans is the source of this 3170-nucleotide messenger RNA. RefSeq lists its product as uncharacterized. Lineage: Eukaryota; Metazoa; Arthropoda; Insecta; Diptera; Drosophilidae. The record is from RefSeq and is a predicted model, not a curated record. The coding region runs from base 1136 to 1735 and encodes 199 amino acids. The transcript has 4 exons.